Eremothecium gossypii ATCC 10895 is the source of this 9351-nucleotide messenger RNA. It is a transcript of the gene VPS13, whose product is annotated as membrane morphogenesis protein VPS13. Gene Ontology annotation, cellular component: extrinsic component of membrane. Lineage: Eukaryota; Fungi; Ascomycota; Saccharomycetes; Saccharomycetales; Saccharomycetaceae. Gene Ontology annotation, biological process: protein targeting to vacuole; protein retention in Golgi apparatus; mitochondrion organization. The transcript has a single exon. The record is from RefSeq and is marked provisional. Bases 1 to 9351 code for a protein of 3116 amino acids.
AUGCUAGAGUCGUUGGCAGCGGGUUUAUUGAAUCGGUUUCUGGGCUCUUACGUCGAAAACUUCGACCCAAAGCAACUAAAUGUGGGAAUAUGGAGCGGGGACGUCAAGCUGAGGAACUUGAAGUUGCGCAAGGAGUCGUUAGACGCGCUGAAUUUGCCGAUUGACGUGGAAUUUGGGUUUCUGGGAGACCUGACGUUGUCUGUUCCGUGGUCAAACCUGAAAAACGAGCCUGUGAAGAUCAUUAUAGAGGAUGUGUACGUGGUUUGCAGGCCGGGAGACAUCUGGGACGUGCCGCCGGAGGACCAGGCCGAGCGCGAGCUGCGGGCGAAGCUGCAGAAGCUAGAGCGGCUGGAAGCGAUCAACCAGUCGCGGAUGGAAGCGCAGGGGGAGACGUCGAAGGACGUGUCGUUCACGCAGUCGCUGCUGACGAAGAUUGUGGACAACCUUCAAAUCACGAUUCUGAAUAUCCACGUGCGGUACGAGGACACUCGCUGUGUGUUCAGCGAGAAACCGUACACCAUCGGCGCGACGCUCAGUGAGCUGAGCGCCAUGUCCACCGACGCGAAUUGGAAGCCAAGCUUUAUUUCUAUCACGCAGGCGAUUACGCACAAGCUGAUGAACCUGGAUUCUAUCUGCGUGUACUGGAAUACCGACAACCGAUCCAUUCUAGACGAGGACCAGGAUGUUGUCAUUGCUAACAUGAAAAGCUGCAUUGCGAGCGGCGACAAUGUGCCCGAGCAUCAAUUCAUCUUAAGACCUGUCUCAGGAACCGGGAAGCUCACGCUGAAUAAGCAGGGCUCUACCGAGGAGCAGGCGCACAUUGUGGCCCAGCUAUUCUUCAACGAGUUUGGAGUGGAACUUGACGACUGUCAGUAUCAAGAGUUGCUCCAUACGAUGUCUAUGUUUCAUUGGUACCAAAAGACAGUGAAGUAUAAGAGGCACCGCCCGUCAUUUACUCCGUCGGAAAAACCGCGGGAGUUUUUCAGGUAUAUUGCAGAGUGUGUCCUGUCGGAGAUACACGACAGAAACUAUAAAUGCAGUUGGGCCUACAUCAAGGAACGCCGACAAAAGCGGAACGCAUACGUGGAGUUGUGGAAAAGAAAGCUCAAAUUUGGAGGGCCAGAACUUCCUUUACCGGAUGCCAAGGACGAGGAGGCCCUUUCGAACCUCCAUAGAGAGCUAUCUUACGACGACAUCAAGUUUUUCAGGGCGCUUGCUAGACGUGAGUGCGCGAAGGACAAGAUAAAGGAGGAGUCUGAGUCACCUGAGCCAGUUCUUAAGGAGUCGACACCCGGUAGCUGGUUUUCCUCUUGGUGGGGAUCAUCGAACAACCAGAAUAAUGAGCCAGUGUUAUCAAUCACGGAGGAGCAAAAGAAAGAGCUCUACGAAGCCAUAGAGUUUGAUGAGAAUAAAGAAAUCUUAGAUGCCAUUGAUUUACCCCGUGAUAGGGUAAAAAUGCGGAUUACUAAUCUGCUAAAGAAGGGCUCACUAGUGAUCAAGCAUCGGUCAAAGAAAUACAAAUUGUGCGAAGUUGUUUUCGAACAAUGUUCCGCGGAGUUCCUACAAAGGUCUGAUUCAUUUCUUGCAAAAUUUGAUUUACAUGAGAUGAGAGUGGAAGAUGGCUCGCCGGAUACCCUUUAUAAGCACAUAUUGAGCGUGAGCGACCACUACACAGACCGCUCUUCUAGGGCAGCUUCACCUUCAGAACCAUUCUUCCAACUUGUGUUUGAAAAUAAUCCUCUAGAUGAAUCCGCCGACACCUAUGUGAAUAUCAAGCUCGGCUCUAUGCUUGUAUUCUACCAUACAGCUUACUUGAAUGAAUUAUUGAAGUUUUUUAAUCCUCCAAAGAAACAUUGGGAUACGAUCACAGCUAUUAUGAGUGCCGCAGAAGCUACUGUUGAGGGUUGGACUACUCAAACAAGGCUGGGCCUGCAAGCACUCCUGGAGGAACACAAAACUUUGAACCUAGUCUUUGACGCUUCUUCAACGACAUUCAUAAUUCCGUUGGAUCCGCAAGAAUGGUCUUCGCCUUGUGCUGUUUUAGAUGCCGGAGAAAUGCAUAUCGUUAGCGAUUUAGUUCCGAAGGAAAGAAUAAGGGAAAUAACAAAUAUGAGCGUUGAAGAAUAUAACAAAAAAUCGUCGAAUCAACUGAAACGGCUGAUGUUUGAUCGUUUCCAUCUCUACUUGAGGGAUACUCAGUUUUUGAUUGGACCUGAUGUGAAGUCAACGAUAUCCAGUCUAAGUGUCAAAAGGAAAGACAACCAUUUUUGUAUUCUUGAUCGAAUGGCUCUAGAAUUUAUUGUUGAUGUAUCCAUUUUUCCGAAGGCAUUGAACCUACCUAGGGUUAAAACAUCUGGUAAACUACCCAAGAUACACCUAUACUUAAACGACUACCAAUACAAAAUAUUAAUGCAACUGCUCGACAAAUGUAUUCCAAAUUUGGAGGUAGCAGAUGAGGGUGAACCGGAAGCAACCCAUGACCAAUAUGUUUUUCUUGAUGAGUUCAGACAGCAUCGAUUCACUGGCAGGGAUAAAGAAGUGUCAGUCCUUAAGCAGACCGAGUCGCGCUUGGCCCAGAUGACCAUAGCUGAACUAAACCAACCUGUGUUUGAGUUAGAUUUAAAGGUGGACUCUGCACAACUUUCUCUUCAGAAAUGUGUCGAUGGCACUACCAUGAAAUCUCAAAAAUUAGUUCAGUUUUAUGGUAAGGAUCUAUUAAUGGAGUUCAAGAGCAUGGCGAAAGAAAUGCAUCUUGAUUUGCAUCUAAAUUCUCUUGAUCUAGAGGAUCACAUCGAGGGAUCUAAUGUGCCAGAGUUUAGGAAACUUGCCACUUCCUAUAAUAUACCUGAUAAGGCCACCAAGGACAUAUUCCAGAUGAGCUAUCAUAAAACGCAAAGAAUUGUUAGCUACGAGGGAACUUUGAUAGAAGUGUUUGAUAGGGAUGUGAACAUAACUAUGGCUGCGCUCAAGUUCGUGUUGACACCAACUUCAGUGCUGACUAUGAUAAACUACGCACUUAAUACGUUUACAGAUCCGACAGCUGAAUUGCCAGAAGAUGUUUUGAGACACAAUGAAGCAGAUACCAUUGAUGCUCCGGGAAAAAUUAACAUGAAGCUCUCAAUGGAUGGUAUAACCGUUCUUUUGAACGACGAUUCUAUUCUAUUAGCGACGCUAGAGCUUUCUGCGGCUGAACUGUUUGUCUUAUUAUUACCGGAGUCUAUGAAGGCCACUGCAAAGAUAGGUGGCCUACAACUUAUUGACAAAAUUAGCGAAGGGCUCCCAACUGACUCAAUCUUUAGGCAGUUAAUUACAGUCAAUGGCGACGAGCUUGUAGAGUUGGUAUAUGAAACAUUUGAUCCAACCAAUAAUCCACAUGAGUAUACAUCCAAGCUUGACUACAGGACGGGAUCGAUGACUAUAAACAUCGUUGAGCACUCUCUCCAUAAAAUUAUUAACUACCUGGCUAAAUUCCAGAAGAUGAAGGGCUUGUUCGAUCGCGCCAGACUAGCAGCUUAUGACCAAGCAGGUAGCCUGGAUGCAGUGAAUAACAUGAAGCUGAAUGUUUUUGUUAACGCUCCUGUGAUCAGGUUCCCAAAGUCUGUUGAUCCAAAAACCGGGACCUACGAUGAUGUCACAUUCUUCUUAGGGCAAUUAUUCAUUGAGAACGUCUUUGUUAAAGGCAGCAACGGGUUAGUUAACAAGCUGAAAGCUGGAAUAAGGCGUGGAAAGUUCACAUCCUUGUUUAAUCUCGAAAACAGUGUAACGCAAAAGCUUUAUAUGAUGGAUGAUUUGGACAUCCAUUUUGAUAUCGAUAAUGACCCCAAAGCUGGCAGUACUGAUCCUGUCUUCAAGGUCAGGGGAUAUUUUGAGCCCUUUUCUACCAAAAUCACUGAAUUACAACUAAAGUUCAUGUACUUACUUUCCACACGGCUGGCAGAAUCUUUUACAAUUGAUGAAAUAAAGGAAACGGAUGAUAUGGAGUUUGCAGCCAUUAAUGCAAGCUCAGUUAUAGGCCCUAAUGCCCAGUACAAGGCAUCCAAUGAUGUCUUUAAAGUAUACAAGGAAGCUGCGCGACCAGAUCCUAACGGCAUCUUUAUAGAUGUUGCUUUCGAUGCGCCUAGCGUAUCCCUGACACUUUUUAAUCAGACGGCAGAUGUGCAAGAUGUAUCAGAGCAUGGAAUCACGGAAAUUAAAUUGCAUGAUUUUGGGAUAAAAAUGCAUAUGUCACAUGUAGGAAACUUAAAGUCUGAAGUUCAUAUUGCCGCCUUCACAGUUGAAGACAUUAGAACUUCGAAGGAUAACAAACAUACUAUGUUGAUUCCAAAAAUUGAAGGUGAUAAUUACCAGUUCAUGGGCUUCCUUAACAGGACCUUCAUGGACUCUACCGAACUCAUUGAUAUUGCGAUCACAGUGGAUAGUCCUAAAGUCAUCUUGGCAAUGGAUUAUCUAUUUGCCCUAAAAUCUCUCUUUGAUAAUGCGUUCAGCGUUAAAGCUCCAUCGGUAGUUUUUGAAAACUCGGAUCGGAAAAUAUCCGUCGAUGGCAGUACAGCUGUUGCAUCAGUUCCGGAUCGUGAUAGUCUGAUGAAGGUCCAGUAUUCCAUUAAUGUUAUAAAUUCGCAGGUUAUUUUGUUAGCUGAUCCAUCUAAAGUUGACUCAGAAGCUGUCGUUUUUGCCGUUGGCCAACUACUGCUUUCAGAUCAAAACAUAUUGUCACUCUCUAUCAAUAACGUCGGGAUGUUUUUAUGCAGGAUGGAUACCUCAAACGAUGACAAGAUCAGAUUAUUGGAUGAUUGUUCCUCGGCGUUAAUUAUUGACAAUAGGAAUUCUACGAAGAAUAGGAUGUUAACCGAGAUCCAGGGAUCUAUCGGCAACUUAGUAAUGCGUCUUUCUUUGAGGGAUAUCCGAUUGGCGAUAUCUAUCUUCAACAGGGCUAUGGCUCUUGCAAAAGAUAAUGGGUUGAUAAGUGAAGAAGAUCGCGACGAGCAGGCUACCCUUGCAACAAGAUAUGGAAGAUUCUCCAAGGACUUCAAGGAGAAAAUCAAGCGCUAUGCGCCAAGUAUUGUUUCCUCUGUCAGUGCUUUGUCGAGAGAAACUGGUACUUUCCUUCCUACCCCAGAAGUUGUGUUAAAAGCUGAAAAUAUGGAUAUCAAUUUUUCAGGUAUGCGGCUAGUUUUGAUUGGUGAUGUACACGAACUUCCAAUUCUGGAUUUUAACGUUAAACCGUUUAAUAUUGAUGCUAAAGAUUGGUCAUCAAACAUUGAUGCAGUUGCAACUGUUGAAGCUUAUACCAAUGUCUUUAACUACUCAAGAUCUAGUUGGGAGCCUUUAAUUGAGGCAUUCCCGGUUACAUUCCAUGCCACUAAGGGUGGUGAUAAUGAUGCUUCUUUCCUAUUCGAGAUUGUUUCGAAUAAAAUUGCCGAAGUUACUCUAACUAGCAGAACGAUUGCACUAUUCUCUAACAUAUCAGAUUCUUUGUUCUAUCCAGAUGACACAAACAGGGUUGCGCGCGGUGCAGAAAAACCUUAUAGGAUCUUAAAUGAUACAGGAAUGGAUAUCAACGUUUGGAUACGUGAUGAUAACUGCGCGGAAGGUGCUCGGCAGUUGACGUUGUUGAAAAAUGGGGAGGUCAUACCGUGGGAGUUUGAAGACUGGAGAGCUGUCAGAGAAAGUUUGGAUACGGAUAAUAGUAAAAAUAUUCUUCAAGUGGAACUUUGUGAUCCGAAAUACAAGACCAUUAUCGAAGUUGACGCUACUGAAGAAGGAGAGACGUUGCAUAAGCUUUACCCCCCAUCCAAUAAUAUCCAUAAUAGGUUGGUGACCGACUUAAAAUUGUGCGACGAUAAUGUCAAGUUGAUAACACUAAGGUCAUCUUUAGUUUUUGAGAAUUCCACGUAUACACCGCUACAAAUUAAGAUAGGAUUUAACGACGAGCAAGUAUGUGUGAUUGAACCAGGGCAGAAGCGUUCUAUACCGAUUGAUUCGGUUUACCAUUCUCGUGUGCUUGUGAGACCGCUAAACGACAGGCAGUAUAAAUGGUCAAACUCCGUUAUAUAUUGGGAAUAUCUGCUAAGAAGAGGACCGCAAGCCUUAUUCUGUGAAGAUGAGGAAUCUGAUUCGACUUUUCACCUAGAAGCUGAAGCUAAAUAUGAUCCAAAUGAGCCGCUUUUGAAAGCGUAUCCGCAUAUGUCAGUGGUUAUCUCCUCACCACUAAUUAUAGAAAACUUGCUUCCAUUCGAUAUGACUUUUAUCUUAUUUAGUCGAAACACAAGGGCAAAGAAUCUGAAGAGGCUAAAGAAGGGUGAAAAGGUGCCAAUACAUGAUAUAUCUCUUGAGGACUUUUUGUUAUUUGCUGUACAACCAAUCGAUGAAGGGUUUAAGUGGUCUAACGAAGUAAUUAUCAAUUCUCCUAGAAAUUCGGAGAUGAAACCUGAAACUAAGGUGCAGCUAAAACAUUAUUCGGGUCAAAAAGUAAACUUGAAGUUACACUACCACCAAGUGGAGGGUAUGCGAGCAAAGUUGAUAAGCGUAUAUGCACCUUAUGUUAUUUUGAACAAAACAGAGCGUGACUUAUACAUCGAAGGGGAUAGGCAAUGUGGUAUUAUGCAGGCUCCUGCCUUUAUACAAGACGGCAAAAGAGUCAGCAAACCAAAAAUAUUUUCCUUUGAUAGAGAUGACAGGAAUAAGAACAGGGCACGGAUCAGAUUUAAAGAUACAACUGCUAGUAUUCCCACUUCUUUUGAGGCUAUUGGUCAGGCUGUUGAUGUGACAAUGGAUGUUCCUAACAAAGAUAAGGAAUGUAAUAUUGGGAUUUAUGUGACAGAAGGUAAUGGUAAGUAUGCUUUGUCAAAGGUUGUUGAAAUUCAACCCCGUUAUAUUAUCCGUAAUAAACUUGACUCGGAUAUUGUAAUUACGGAAACUGAAUUUGUGGAUGGAACCUGCACGCUUUCGCCCGGUUCCUCGAUGCCGUUAUACAAGUUAAGAAACGUGGUCAACAAGCAAUUGAGAAUGAAGUUCUUGGGAAAUGACUCCGAAUGGUCACAACCUUUUAUGAUUAAAGAUGUCGGUACUACAUAUGUCAAAGUGAUGCGGCAAGUUAGUGGCCAAAUAUUAUUAAAAGUUGACAUCUAUCUUGAUAACGCUACGCUGUUUAUUGAAGUUGAUGAUGCCAAUGAUAAGUGGCCAUUUUCCGUAAGGAAUUUCAGCGAUUAUGAGUUUAUAUUUUGGCAACGUGAUCCUAGGAUUGUUGAUGAUGACGAUGACGAUGUGGACUAUCAUCGUGAAUUUGAUAGCCGCGGAUACGCUCCAUUGUAUUACCGCGUUCCACCGAGAAGUGUGAUGCCAUACGCAUGGGAUUACCCUAGCGCUAGACAAAAGAAGCUUGUUAUACAUGGGAAAAACAGGAGGAGGGAAAUUGACCUGAAUGAGCUCGGUAACCUGAAACCUAUGAGGUUACCUGGAGCAAAUAAGACUGAUCCGCCAUUAAUUGUUGAUUUUAACAUUGUAAUGGACAAUGGGGUGCAGGCAUUGGUGAUCACAAAUUAUAAUGAGGAAUUGAGCUUGUAUAAACUCCGCAAUCAUCAGUCAACUUCCAGUUCACUUUCAGGCAGUACAAACAACGAAGGGUUUGAGAUCAAUGAAAAUGAUAAUGAGAUCAAGAUGCGGGUAUCUGUUGCAUUCCAAGGUGUCGGUAUCUCCUUAGUUAAUACUGAAAGGCUGCAGGAACUAUUAUACAUUAGUAUGAAGGGACUAGAAUUGCGUUACAAUAACUCUGAAAUAUACCAAACUUUGACUUGGAAACUGAAAUGGAUCCAGGUUGAUAACCAGCUCUUUGGCGGUAUUUACCAAAACGUACUGUACCCUACAAGGAUUCCGAAUACUACGAAGGAAAUGAAUGUGCAUCCUGCUCUUUCCGGAUCCAUUUCAAAAGUCAAAGAUAGCACCCAUAGCUCUCUUAACUUCAAAUUUGCUACGGUAUUGUUACAAGAAAUGACACUCCAAUUAGACGAAGACUUCCUAUUUGCAGUACUUGACUUCUUUAAGAUACCUGGUGCGUCAUGGCAGCGAACAAUACCGGACCAACUCUGCCAGGAAGUAUGUGAACUAUCUGAACCACGGAAGACUCAAAGUGAUUUGGAUGUUUACUUUGAGAUGCUUCACAUUCAACCUACUUUGCUGCAUUUAUCAUUCGUUCGCACUGAAAGGAUCAAUGCAAACUCAGAAGAUAAAAAAGCUCGUGGAACAAGUACUAUUAUGUUUUUCCUAAAUGUCUUGACAAUGGCGCUCGGUAAUGUGAAUAAUGCACCUAUUAAACUCAGCUCUUUGAUGAUGGAGAAUGUGAGAGUAUCAAUGCCCACCUUACUGGAAGUGAUACAGGCGCACUAUGGCCAGCAGUUCUUCUACCAAUUGCAUAAAAUCCUCGGCUCCGCAGAUUUCCUUGGUAACCCAGUUGGUCUGUUCAAUACCAUUAGUUCUGGUGUCAAAGAUCUAUUCUAUGAACCGUACCAGGGCUACAUCAUGAAUGAUAGACCACAAGAACUAGGCAUUAGCUUAGCAAAGGGUGGUCUCAGCUUCAUGAAGAAGUCUGUUUUUGGUCUUUCUGACAGUUUCUCACGGCUCACUGGCUCCAUGGCCAAGGGUCUUUCUGUUGCAACGAGGGACUCGGAUUUCCAAGACCGCCGCAGGCUCCAGCAGCGUCAACGGGGCGCUGUGGGAUUUGCUGCCAGUGCAUCCUCAUUUAUGAAUACUAUUGGUAGUGGUAUCUCAGGCGUUGCCCUCGAUCCAUACAAGGGCGCUAGCAAAGAGGGAACCACUGGCUUCCUGAAGGGCCUAGGUAAGGGCAUCAUUGGCCUGCCUACAAAGACUGCUAUUGGAGUCCUAGAUCUUGCUAGUAAUGUUUCCGAAGGAAUACGGAAUACAACUACGAUGAUGGACGGUGGACACAUAGAUCGCGUGCGUCUUCCUCGCCAUGUUGGCCUGGACAAGGUUAUAAAGCCGUACAAUGCACAUGAGGCACAGGGCCAGUUCUGGCUAAAGACAGCUAAUGGUGGGCAAUUCCAGUCCGACCAAUAUGUCGGCCACGUUGUUCUACGCACUGAAGGAAACGUCGCGCUCGUAUCUCUCUCGCGCAUACUGCGGAUAUCUCUCUCGACACGGGAGGUGCUUGAACAGGCAGACUUCACAGAUGUUGGCGGCGUGCGCCUUUCCCGCAACGGCCUCCAUGUUGUACUGCGCAAACCCAUGGAUCACCAGCUUUUCUUUGCUUGCACUGACGCCGAGGAGCGCCGUUACCUCUACAAGACAGUAGCGGUCGCAGUAACCGAGUUCAACCAGCGCUACGACAGUGAGCUCUAA